Molecule: messenger RNA, 801 nt
Organism: Saccharomycodes ludwigii
Lineage: Eukaryota; Fungi; Ascomycota; Saccharomycetes; Saccharomycodales; Saccharomycodaceae
Gene: ALG14
Product: N-acetylglucosaminyldiphosphodolichol N-acetylglucosaminyltransferase anchoring subunit ALG14
Exons: 1
Coding region: 1-801 (266 amino acids)
Biological process (GO): dolichol-linked oligosaccharide biosynthetic process
Cellular component (GO): UDP-N-acetylglucosamine transferase complex
Source: RefSeq, a predicted model, not a curated record
AUGAAUAGUACAAAUAUAUGGAUCCUAAUUUUAUCAGUGCUUGUAAUUCAUUUUAAUAUAACUAUAAUUAAAACAUUUAAACUAUUUAAAAAAAAUAUCACCCCAUUGUCCUCUGGUAGUAGUCAGAUAUGUAAGGGUGAAACCAAUAGUAAUAAUAAUAAUAAUAAUAAAAUCCCUAAACGAGUUAUAGUGUAUCUGGGAUCUGGUGGACAUACCGGUGAAAUGAUCAGAUUGUUGAAAAAUUAUCCUGUGUUAUUUAAAAGUAAAGAGAUGAUUGUAACAUAUUCAGAUGGACAAAGUUAUAAGAAUUUUAAAAAAACGUUCUGUAGCACCGCUGCAAAAGAUUGUACUCUCAGCAAUAUUAAGUACAUUAGAUUGUACAAGGCCAGAGAAGUUGGAGCAAAUGUUUUUAGUUCCUUCAAGUCUAUAAUACUCACUAAUCUAAUAAUAUUAUUUAAAUUGACUCCUUUGGCUAUUAAAUUAGUAUUGUUAUCCAUUUGUUCGUUGUUUUCAAAGGAAAAAAAUCCAUCUGACAAAACUAUAAUUUUAUUGAAUGGGCCUGGAACGUGUUGUUUACUAUCUGUAUUUUUCAAGAUGAUACAAUUUAUCAUUAACUUUGUAAUUGUUGCCAAAAGUGGCAAUAUUAAAAUAAUUUAUGUUGAAAGUUUAGCACGUGUUAAGAAACUAAGUUUAACUGGGAAAAUAUUAUAUUAUUUCGGUUUGGCUGAUGAAUUCAUAGUCCAAUGGCCUGAAUUGCAUAGGAGACUAGACAGAAGCAAAUACUACGGGAUAAUUGUGUAG